AUGUUAGAAAGAUUGGCAAACCACCCUUUUUAUUGUUUUCUUGAUGGCUACAGUGGUUUCUUCCAAAUCCCGAUCCACCCUAAUGAUCAGGAGAAGACCACUUUCACAUGCCCUUAUGGUACCUUUGCUUAUCGAAGGAUGCCAUUUGGGCUGUGCAAUGCCCCAGCUACUUUCCAGAGAUGCAUGACCUCUAUUUUUUCAGAUCUGAUAGAGGAGAUGGUAGAAGUCUUCAUGGACGAUUUCUCAGUCUAUGGAGCAUCCUUCUCCUCAUGUUUGUCUAACUUGUGCAGGGUGUUGCAGAGGUGUGAAGAGACAAACCUAGUACUCAACUGGGAGAAGUGCCAUUUCAUGGUUCGAGAAGGGAUUGUGCUCGGGCACAAAAUUUCUGAGAAAGGGAUCGAGUUCGAUCGAGCUAAGGUGGAUGUCAUGUUGCAGUUUCCUGUUCCCAAGACUGUAAAGGACAUCAUGAGCUUUCUGGGUCAUGCAGGGUUCUACAGAAGAUUCAUCAAGGAUUUCUCAAGGAUAGCAAGACCCUUGACAAGACUUCUGUGCAAAGA
Molecule: messenger RNA, 557 nt
Organism: Microthlaspi erraticum
Lineage: Eukaryota; Viridiplantae; Streptophyta; Magnoliopsida; Brassicales; Brassicaceae
Source: the annotation of a GenBank genome assembly